Molecule: messenger RNA, 4042 nt
Organism: Helicoverpa zea (corn earworm)
Lineage: Eukaryota; Metazoa; Arthropoda; Insecta; Lepidoptera; Noctuidae
Product: flocculation protein FLO11-like
Exons: 2
Coding region: 29-3901 (1290 amino acids)
Source: RefSeq, a predicted model, not a curated record
AUUCAUUUGUUAGUCGUAAGUGAGCAAAAUGCUUAUCCGACAUUUAUUUAUAGUUUUAUGUGUGUACCAAUUAAGUGUUGGAACUGAAAUAAAACAGUAUUUAAAGUUUAAUUUAAAUGAAAGCAAUGGCGUGUGCGGUAACACAUCUGCUUGGAUACAAGGUUAUGGAAAUGACAAAAUCAGUGCAAUGGUAUUGACUCCAAGUGAAAAAAUUAGUUGCAUAGCAACUGAUAAGCUGUCAAUACCAACUGGAGAAUUGGUAGCUGAAAUAGGUACGCAGUCAGCUUCAAUAAAUGAUAGUGUGUCUCUAUUAGUGUAUAAAGAAUUUGGUGAAAAUGAAGAAUUAGCAGGAAGAGCGGACAUUAUCACUUCAGACAGAAACUAUUACAAUGGAUUUCAUACACUUAAAAUUGAUGUUAAAGAAAAUAUUGGCUAUGUUGUUCUACUUGGAAGUAUUUCACAAGCAUCUAGCGCAAUCGUUCACUCAGUAUAUAUUAUAUCAAAAGAUGCACAUGGACACGAAAGGAACAGCAAAGAUGCCGUACCUGAUUUUACUUUGUCACCUUUAUCAUACCUAGCAGCUGCAAGGCCAUCUAGAACAUUAACAAACACAAUCACUGAUCCUGACGGGACAGACUCUACUACUGAUUCAACUACUGUAAUGGUGCCCACCACAACAGAGUCAACCACUCUAACUAUACCUACCACGACUGAAUCAACUACCACUGAGUCAACCACUGUGACUGUACCCACCACCACAGAAUCAACUACCACAGAGUCAACAACUGUAACUGUGCCCACCACCACAGAGUCAACCACUGUAACUGUGCCCACCACGACUGAAUCAACUACCACAGAGUCAACCACUAUGACUGUACCCACCACCACAGAAUCAACUACCACAGAGUCAACAACUGUAACUGUGCCCACCACGACAGAAUCAACCACUGUAACUGCACCCACCACGACAGAGUCAACUACCACAGAGUCAACCACUGUAACUGUGCCCACCACGACAGAAUCAACUACCACAGAAUCAACCACUGUGACUGUGCCCACAACAACAGAAUCAACUACCACAGAGUCAACCACUGUGACUGUGCCCACCACAACAGAGUCAACUACCACAGAGUCAACCACUGUGACUGUGCCCACCACCACAGAGUCAACUACCACAGAGUCAACCACUGUAACUGUGCCCACCACGACAGAGUCAACCACUGUAACUGUGCCCACCACGACUGAAUCGACUACCACGGAAUCAACCACUGUAACUAUACCUACCACGACUGAAUCAACUACCACUGAGUCAACCACUGUGACUGUACCCACCACGACAGAGUCAACUACCACAGAGUCAACCACUGUGACUGUACCUACCACCACAGAGUCGACCACUGUGACUGUGCCCACCACGACAGAGUCAACUACCACAGAGUCAACCACUGUAACUGCACCCACCACGACAGAGUCAACUACCACAGAGUCAACCACUGUAACUGUGCUCACCACGACAGAAUCAACUACCACAGAAUUAACCACUGUGACUGUGCCCACAACAACAGAAUCAACUACCACAGAGUCAACCACUGUGACUGUGCCCACCACAACAGAGUCAACUACCACAGAGUCAACCACUGUGACUGUGCCCACCACCACAGAGUCAACUACCACAGAGUCAACCACUGUAACUGUGCCCACCACGACAGAGUCAACCACUGUAACUGUGCCCACCACGACUGAAUCGACUACCACGGAAUCAACCACUGUAACUAUACCUACCACGACUGAAUCAACUACCACUGAGUCAACCACUGUGACUGUACCCACCACCACAGAAUCAACUACCACAGAGUCAACAACUGUAACUGUGCCCACCACUACAGAGUCAACCACUGUAACUGUGCCCACCACGACUGAAUCAACUACCACAGAGUCAACCACUGUGACUGUACCCACCACCACAGAAUCAACUACCACAGAGUCAACAACUGUAACUGUGCCCACCACGACAGAAUCAACCACUGUAACUGUGCCCACCACGACAGAAUCAACUACCACAGAAUCAACCACUGUGACUGUGCCCACCACCACAGAAUCAACUACCACAGAGUCAACAACUGUAACUGUGCCCACCACGACAGAAUCAACUACCACAGAAUCAACCACUGUGACUGUGCCCACAACAACAGAAUCAACUACCACAGAGUCAACCACUGUGACUGUGCCCACCACAACAGAGUCAACUACCACAGAGUCAACCACUGUGACUGUGCCCACCACCACAGAGUCAACUACCACAGAGUCAACCACUGUAACUGUGCCCACCACGACAGAGUCAACCACUGUAACUGUGCCCACCACGACUGAAUCGACUACCACUGAGUCAACCACUGUGACUGUACCCACCACCACAGAAUCAACUACCACAGAGUCAACAACUGUAACUGUGCCCACCACCACAGAGUCAACCACUGUAACUGUGCCCACCACGACUGAAUCAACUACCACAGAGUCAACCACUGUGACUGUACCCACCACCACAGAAUCAACUACCACAGAGUCAACAACUGUAACUGUGCCCACCACGACAGAAUCAACCACUGUAACUGUGCCCACCACGACAGAAUCAACUACCACAGAAUCAACCACUGUGACUGUGCCCACAACAACAGAAUCAACUACCACAGAGUCAACCACUGUGACUGUGCCCACCACAACAGAGUCAACUACCACAGAGUCAACCACUGUAACUGUGCCCACCACGACAGAAUCAACUACCACUGUGUCAACCACUGUAACUGUGCCCACCACGACUGAAUCAACUACCACAGAGUCAACCACUGUGACUGUGCCCACUACGACAGAAUCUACCACUGUUACUGUCCCUACUACAACAGAAUCAACUACCACAGAGUCAACCACUGUGACUGUGCCCACCACAACAGAGUCAACUACCACAGAGUCAACAACUGUAACUGUGCCCACCACGACAGAAUCAACUACCACAGAGUCAACCACUGUGACUGUGUCCACAACAACAGAAUCAACUACCACAGAGUCAACCACUGUAACUGUACCCACCACCACAGAGUCAACCACUGUAACUGUGCCCACCACGACAGAGUCAACCACUGUAACUGUGCCCACCACGACAGAGUCAACCACUCUAACUGUGCCCACCACGACUGAAUCGACUACCACGGAGUCAACCACUGUGACUGUGCCCACAACAACAGAAUCAACUACCACAGAGUCAACCACUGUGACUGUGCCCACCACGACAGAAUCAACAACCACUGUGUCAACCACUGUAACUAUGCCCACCACGACUGAAUCAACUACCACAGAGUCAACCACUGUGACUGUGCCCACAACAACAGAAUCAACUACCACAGAGUCAACCACUGUGACUGUGCCCACCACGACACAAUCAACUACCACUGUGUCAACCACUGUAACUGUGCCCACCACGACUGAAUCAACUACCACUGUGUCAACCACUGUAACUGUGCCCACCACGACUGAAUCAACUACCACAGAGUCAACCACUGUAACUGUGCCCACUACGACAGAAUCAACCACUGUUACUGUCCCUACUACAACAGAAUCAACUACCACAGAGUCAACCACUGUAACUGUGCCCACUACGACAGAAUCCACAAUUACUGAAACGGACACUGAAACAGUAGUAACUACGGAUGCAACAACGAUCCAAACUGAGGCUACAGAAACUCCAGAAUUAGAAGAAACUGGACUAACUCCUUUUACUAUAACAGUUAUUACUUUGGGUUCCGUUUUUGGAGGGAUUUUUAUUAGUUUUGGUGCUUGGUAUUUUGGUGCUUGCAACACUUGUUUCCAAUUCAGCCCAAACACAUAUGAUAUCGCUACAAAUGUUUAAGUAGGUUGCUGAUUGACUGUUUAAGGCGACGAAUUGGUAAACAAUAAUUCCAUAACCGGCACGCGCACCUAAGGGGCCAAGAGGGGACGGAGCGUCUGAGCGGGGCGAGGAUUACAAUAUGCGCGCUAGCUUAUAACUAAA